Molecule: messenger RNA, 2231 nt
Organism: Saimiri boliviensis boliviensis (Bolivian squirrel monkey)
Lineage: Eukaryota; Metazoa; Chordata; Mammalia; Primates; Cebidae
Gene: ATL3
Product: atlastin GTPase 3
Molecular function (GO): GTPase activity; GTP binding
Source: RefSeq, a predicted model, not a curated record
AGAUGAGUGCGCAGUAUGGGGACCGCUGGUCGGGACCCAGUGAGCGCGGGACUACAAUUCCCAACGGAUCGUAGCACGCUGCGCCCCGCUAACAGGUAGUCGGUGGUUCGCUCCGUGCUCCGGCGGGCGCGCACACGCGGCGGGCGGUGGCGGGAUUCCGCCGCGUGCGCUUUCCCGCCUCGCCUCGCUUCGCCUUGCCCAGUGCUAGCCACGCCUCGGGCUGGCCGUUGGGCGUCGCCUAUCGCCCCGUGCUCGCUUCGUCGCGGCUCCUCGCGCCCCACCUUCUCGCUAGUUUCUUCUAGAGCCCAGGCUCCGCCUGUUUCCCGCUUCCAGAGCCCGGUUUGUUCCCGCCCCCACCCGUCCCUCUCCUCUGCGCCCCUACUGCUUCUGCUUUGAAGGCGGAGGCUCCAUGUUGUCCCCUCAGCGAGUGGCAGCAGCUGCCUCGAGAGGAGCAGGUGAUGCCAUGGAGAGCAGCAAGCCUGAACCAGUGCAGGUUGUUUUGGUUCAGAAAGAACAACAUUCCUUUGAGCUAGAUGAGAAAGCCUUGGCCAGCAUCCUCUUGCAGGACCACAUCCGAGAUCUUGAUGUGGUGGUGGUUUCAGUGGCUGGUGCCUUCCGAAAGGGCAAGUCUUUCAUUCUGGAUUUUAUGCUACGAUACUUAUAUUCUCAGAAGGAAAGUGGCCGUUCAAAUUGGUUGGGUGACCCAGAAGAACCGUUAACAGGAUUUUCAUGGAGAGGGGGUUCUGAUCCAGAAACCACUGGGAUUCAGAUCUGGAGUGAAGUUUUCACUGUGGUGAAGCCAGGUGGGAAGAAGGUUGCCGUUGUUCUGAUGGAUACCCAGGGGGCAUUUGACAGCCAGUCAACUGUGAAAGACUGUGCUACCAUCUUUGCUCUAAGCACUAUGACUAGUUCUGUUCAGAUUUAUAAUUUAUCCCAGAACAUUCAGGAAGAUGAUCUUCAACAGCUACAGCUCUUCACAGAAUAUGGUCGUCUGGCAAUGGAUGAAAUUUUCCAAAAGCCUUUCCAGACACUGAUGUUUUUGGUUAGAGAUUGGAGUUUCCCUUAUGAAUACAGCUAUGGACUACAAGGAGGAAUGGCAUUUUUGAAUAAGCGUUUACAGGUGAAGGAACAUCAACAUGAAGAAAUUCAGAAUGUUCGAAAUCACAUUCACUCAUGUUUCUCUGAUGUCACCUGCUUUCUCUUACCACAUCCAGGACUCCAAGUGGCCACAAGCCCUGACUUUGAUGGGAAAUUAAAAGAUAUUGCUGGUGAAUUCAAAGAGCAGUUACAGGUACUGAUACCAUAUGUAUUAAACCCAUCUAAGUUAAUGGAAAAGGAGAUCAAUGGCUCAAAGGUCACCUGUCGGGGACUAUUGGAGUAUUUUAAGGCAUAUAUUAAAAUUUAUCAAGGAGAAGAUCUGCCUCACCCCAAGUCCAUGCUUCAGGCCACUGCUGAAGCCAACAACCUAGCAGCUGCAGCCUCUGCCAAGGACAUUUAUUAUAACAACAUGGAAGAGGUUUGUGGGGGAGAGAAACCUUAUUUAUCUCCCGACAUUCUAGAGGAGAAGCACUGUGAAUUCAAACAACUUGCUCUGGACCAUUUUAAGAAGACCAAGAAGAUGGGUGGGAAGGAUUUCAGCUUUCGUUACCAGCAGGAGCUGGAGGAGGAAAUCAAGGAAUUAUAUGAGAACUUCUGCAAGCACAAUGGUAGCAAGAACGUCUUCAGCACCUUCCGAACCCCUGCAGUGCUGUUCACAGGCAUUGUGGCUUUGUACAUAGCCUCAGGCCUCACUGGCUUCAUAGGUCUUGGGGUUGUAGCCCAGUUGUUCAACUGUAUGGUUGGACUACUGUUAAUAGCGCUCCUCACCUGGGGCUACAUUAGGUAUUCUGGUCAAUAUCGUGAGCUGGGCGGAGCUAUUGAUUUUGGUGCUGCGUAUGUGUUGGAGCAGGCGUCUUCUCAUAUCGGUAGUUCCACUCAGGCUGCCGUGAGGGAUGCAGUUGUCGGAAGACCUCCUGUGGAUAAAAAGUCUCAAUAGCACCGUAACAUGAAUUCAAACAAGGCCACAACCAGCCCCUUCUGACUUCUGGGUUUCUGCCACGGCCACAGGUUCAUAUCCAGAGGAAUGGCAAAUCUGAGACCAUCCAGGAAGAGCUAAAACAUGGCACUGUAAUAAAUGAGCAGACCUCUCCUGUGGUUCCAAAUUAUUAAAUGCACUUCCAUUUCUGUUGGAA